Molecule: messenger RNA, 2913 nt
Organism: Armigeres subalbatus
Lineage: Eukaryota; Metazoa; Arthropoda; Insecta; Diptera; Culicidae
Exons: 6
Coding region: 288-1883 (531 amino acids)
Source: RefSeq, a predicted model, not a curated record
UUUCGUGCCGAGGAUGUACUCUGUCGUGUAUCGUAAAGGUAGCAAACAUUCAGGCGCUGCAUAGUGGAACUCCUUCCAUUUUUUUUUCCUAUUGGAUUUUACAAGUGAACCCAGCGGCUACCCAGAGGCAGAAAAUCUCCACAAUCAAGAAACUAUCCGAAAUAGAAACCUUGGUGAAUAUUCCAUGAUACUGCGAGAAUAGUUCCAGCCAGCGGAAGUGCUGAUCCUGAAAGAAAAGUGGACUAAAUUUUCUUCUCACCCCCAUCAUAUAUGAAAGAGGAUUAUGAAUGUGGACUAAAUCAAUUAACAUCGAGGUGAUAGUUAUCUGCUUUCUAUCGAUCAUCCCAUGGCCCGGUCCGAGCGUGUUCAAGAUAUCCUGCUCCCGCGACAGUUCGCGAGUGGUGCGCAAAAUAGUGCAAUCCAAAUGGCUGCCGAUACUGGAAAAGUACCAGGUCCAGCUUCCACUGGAGUGUCCGUUUCAUCCGUUGCGCGAUAUCUUCGGGCCCCAGCAGGCAGCCAAAAAGCAGAACCGCCCGAGCCAAUGGACCUGCGGUCUGUGUGGUAAGAGUUUCUUCGAGGAGAAACAUCUCGACAUGCACUUCGAAAACCGCCACAAAAGCAACAUCAACAUGGCGGAGGACGCCGUCUGCCUGGCGGACUACUGCGAUAUGAUGCGUUGCGAGGUGCUCGUUGCCAAGGAUGCUACCCUGUCGUUCGGGGGCGAUCCGAACAUGAUGUCUACGGACAUCGAGGUGUGGAACGAGGCAACCGCCUAUCGGACAGCCCUAUCCACUGCGGGACCAAGGGACUUGGCGAAGGUGCCUGCUAGGAAAUCUAUACUUCCAAAGAUCCUACAAACUAUAAAGAAUGAAAUUCUUAAUGAACGGAAGCCCCCGAUUUCGGCGCUAACCGCGAAAGGCUUAUCCAAUUGCGAAGCCAGUGCCGACAAACGAAGUUCCCGCGUGAGAGAGCAUUCGGGUAGCGAUGAUGAUCACGAGAUUGAGGUUGAUGACGAAGACGAUGAAGAUGAGGACGAUGACGAUGAGGAUGAGGAGACUGACAACGAUAGCAAUGCGACGUCACAGUGUGACCAGAAUCUGGUUGAUUCUUCGCUACCUCCGGUAGAUCGAAAGCAGCAGAAGCUAUCGGAGAUGCAACGAAUGAAAGCCAACUGCAAAACGGAAGAGUUGGAUCAGCUAAAGACGCGUUGUGAAAUUCUGGUUCGAGACUGUAUUGUUGGGCUGCUGGUUCAGCUAUCCUUAGAGGACUUUAAGAGCAUGGAGGAAGAGAUGAAUCGUGCCGUCUGUUGGUACCUGACGUGUGAGCGAUACUGGGAAGAUGGCCCUCUGGAUCAGAGACCAUUUCCCUGGGGACUAGUAUUCGUCCUAGUGAUGGUUCUAUCGUUGGGCGUAUGUCUCUGCUACUACAUAAUCUGGAUACUGUUUGACGAAGACCAUAGUCCAAUGACAAGUAACCAGAUAACGGCUCAUCCGAGUCCAACACAUGGGCGGCACUAUCUGCAGCCGCAGGCCAGCCUCUACCAUUUGGCGGAUGGCGGACAUUCGGCUACCAGUCUGAAUAGUUUGAGCCAGAUGUCAAACAUGAACGUGACGCCGGUGGGCGUUUCGAGCGGAACGGAUCUACAGCAUACUCCGCAGAUCCAUGCCACACAGGUGCCGUACGGAGAUGAGGGUGGCUACGGCUAUGCCACCGGCAGUGCAUCGAACGCUGUCGUAUCCGAUGGGGCGCCCAUCGCCGGUGCAACCAUGGCCGGAGAGUUCAGCGAACUGGGCCAAAGCGAGCAUUACAUCUACGUGACGUACCCUCCAGAACUGAAACGAAGACUACUAGAAAGCUGCUACAAUAGAACGACCCGUCUAUGAAAUUAAAUUGAUACCGAGUGGUCUAGACAAACCAAACUAAAAUUAUGAACAAAGACAAACAUAUAAAUAUAAAGCAAGAACACCUAUUUUAGGAACACCUGCACAAACUUCAAGUAGCCCAAACUUUUGGAAGGUUGAAAAAAAAACACUGACUUUUUGCCGAACUUUUAGGACUAAAUUGCAAUAGAAUCACUACAUUGAACUGUUUUACACAUUGUCCGAUAGCAACUUUUUGUUUUAGAUUUGAGAUGAAAUCACGGAAAUGGCUUUGGGAAAUCUUGAAUGAUAUGCAAUGGCUUUAACUUAGAGAAGAUUUAUUUUAAGAACAAUUGUAGCAGUGGUAGUGCCCUGCAUAGGUAAGUUUUAGCACAUGUUUGUUAUUCCUCUUAUGGUACUUACCUAGAACUUUUAGAUAAGUUAGUAUGUAGCGAACACUUUAAAUUCGGUUUAGAAAACAUAGAUUUCCAGGAACUAUUCAUUUAUAAUACCUACACUUUCAAACCAUGACCAAGCUGAAAGGCAUUUAGGUUCUAUUUAAAAACAAAAUGGAAGCUAAAAUCCAGAAUCGCGAACUUCGAGUUAUCUUUAACAACUUUAAAGUACAAACCAUGCGCUGAAAAAGCUUACUAGGGAAUAAAAACUCGAACUUUUUGCUCUGUACCACUUGCAUAAGACCAGUUCGGGAUUUCGUUCUAGAUUUUCUGAAAAUUUCCGAAAUUGAAAAUCUGAAAUUCUCCGAACGCGAAAUUGAACCUAAACAUUUUGAAACACUUCACAAAACUACUAAACUACUACGACGUUUUAAAACCGUCAUGCCGAGCUAAACACUAAAGAAAACGAAACAAAACUAAGGGUUGAACCGAUAGUUGUAGAAAAAGGAUAAUCAAUUUUUCAAAUAUGUACUAUAUAGUAAAAAAAUCGCAUAUAAAAAUAGUGAAUAAAAUCUAUUAUUAAUAGUAUUAAUUUUUCCUUAACCUGCAUUCUUUUGUAACCCCCAGCAAAAACAGAACUAGUCAUAUAAAAAAACAAA